AGAUCUACUCGUAACCACACCCGUAGAUAAAAUGGCGGCAGGCAACAAGCCAGUGAAUAAAGUUGAGCAAUCUCUUUUUGAAGAAGACGAUGAGUUUGAAGAAUUUCCAACUGAAGAAUGGGGGGAAGAUGAGGAGGAGAGAGCUGACAAGCAGUUGUGGGAAGAUAAUUGGGACGAUGACAAUGUUGAAGAUAAUUUUUCAGUUCAGCUCAGGGCAGAGUUAGAAAGACUGGGUCACAAAGUCAUUGACAAUACACAAGAACAAAAAUAAUAAAAAAUUAAUGAUGUUGACAUUAAUUUUACUCUGAACAUUAUAAAAUUAACUGUUGUUAAUGUACAUGUAUAAUGACUGAUUGUUCCAUUAUAAUCAAUAGACAGUCACACUCC
Messenger RNA from Amphimedon queenslandica, 387 nucleotides. Its product is annotated as 26S proteasome complex subunit DSS1-like. Gene Ontology annotation, cellular component: proteasome regulatory particle, lid subcomplex; proteasome complex. The transcript is spliced from 3 exons. The record is from RefSeq and is a predicted model, not a curated record. The coding region runs from base 32 to 271 and encodes 79 amino acids. NCBI's taxonomy places the organism in Eukaryota, Metazoa, Porifera, Demospongiae, Haplosclerida, Niphatidae. Gene Ontology annotation, biological process: proteasome assembly; mRNA export from nucleus; double-strand break repair via homologous recombination.